UUUGCAAGUUCCUGUUUAUUAUGUAAUGAAGUACGCGUAAUGUUAGUGUAAAUUAAGUUUCCUGCACUAGUUUUAACAAAAUAAUGUAAGCUAUUACAAAAAAUUUUGUAUACAGAGCACUUGACAAGCGAUAAGCGAUAUGCGGAAGUGAGACGCAAAAAUUGUUGCAAUUUUACAUAUAAAGAGGAGAACGAGUGGCUGCAUUAUUUCAUUCGUUUUCGUCGUUUUGUCAAGUUCGUAAGUAAAUCGAUCACUUGCUGCAAUUUGAUACAAUAUCGAUUAUGUUGCGACGACAGUUAGUCAUUUUUGUAUUGAUGAUUUUUGUUCCGACAAUAUUUGCGUCGACGAUCUUUCACACAAGAGAUCUUAAGGAAUCACACAUGAUGAUUCCAGACAAGGAAACAGGCGUCAGAGUAGCGCAGUGGACCAAGGAAAUGAAUGUAAAUCCUGAGGAAUUGGGCAGUUAUUAUCAGGGUGAUAUCAUACUCACACACAACACUCAAAGAAGCGGAGUGACUGAUAAGGAGCUCUUUUGGCCUAAUGGCGAGGUACCCUACGUAAUCGAGGGGGAUUUUAAUAAAGCUCAACGGGAUCUUAUAUUAAAAACUAUAUGUCAAUAUCAUGAGUACACAUGCAUUCGGUUUGUACCGAAAACUGAAGAAACUACUAAUUAUAUCGCCAUUACUAGCAAUAAUACUGGAUGUCACAGCAAUGUUGGCAUGAAAGGUGGUAGGCAAAUAGUAAAUUUACAGAUUCCUGGUUGUGUAACAAAGAUAGGCACCGUGGAGCAUGAGUUCAUGCAUUGCCUUGGAUGUUGGCAUGAGCACACUAGAUGGGACCGAGAUAAUUAUGUGACUAUUAAUACAACAAAUAUUGAACAAAAGCACAUGGGAAAUUUCGUUAAAGAUAACCCGAACUCGAACAGUUACUAUGGUACCAAAUACAAUUAUAACAGCAUAAUGCACUAUUCAAGAACAGCUUUCACUAAAAACGGAGAAGAUACUAUUAUUCCGAAUAAUACAAAAGCGGAAAUCGGUCAGAGAGAGGGAUUUAGCGAACCAGACCUUCAACUGAUCAACACGAUGUAUUGCAAAAAAAGUUGUUAAAUAAUUGAUAUUUAAAUUAGUAUGUUUUUUAUUGAUGCUUUGUUUCAUCUAAAUAUCGUAUAUCUUUUAAUUCAGAAUUUCCUAAAAUACUAAAAUAUUGCAAUUCUGUAAUUCUUUAUACUAAUAAAUAAAUAUAAUUUGAACGAGUUAUGUCUCUCAAUCAAUAAGAGAUUUUCAUUUAUUAGUAUAAAGAAUUACAAAAGUGCAAUAUUUUUGUAUUUUAGAAAAUUUUUAUUUAAA
Solenopsis invicta (red fire ant) is the source of this 1346-nucleotide messenger RNA. Its product is annotated as zinc metalloproteinase nas-7. Gene Ontology annotation, biological process: proteolysis. NCBI's taxonomy places the organism in Eukaryota, Metazoa, Arthropoda, Insecta, Hymenoptera, Formicidae. Bases 282 to 1106 code for a protein of 274 amino acids. Gene Ontology annotation, molecular function: zinc ion binding; metalloendopeptidase activity. The transcript has 4 exons. The record is from RefSeq and is a predicted model, not a curated record.